UGGGUUUUCUUGUGCCUGCCUUUGACUGUGUGUGCACUGUGCUAUAAUUCUACAUUUGGAAAGCUGUCUCUGUUAUAGUGCAUUAAGUCAGUCCUGUUCUCCAAAUGAUACUGUACUAUCUCCCAGCCUCCAGAUGAAGGAAGUAGAUGCGUAACAGGGGAAUUUCUCCUAAAAUGCAAAGUUAAGUGUGGCUAAAGUUUCAUGUCUGCCAGCUUAGCUUUGAUAUUGUUCUUUAAAUGUAGUUACUGCAUCUUUCUUUAGAGCUCCCAUAGAUGACAUUAAGCCUAAAAUAGCACUUACUUCUGAGAUAAAUGGUAUAUCAGGUACCGUGCUUCUAAAUGACUGAAAUACUUCACUCAAUUAACUUGUCAGUUCAACUAGUAUCUGGCAUCUGCUUUUCUUUUUAAAAGCAACUGUUAGAUUCUGGAAACUGCUGUGCUUCUGAACUCUACUGAACCUCUUGGUCUUUACCGUGCCGGUUCGCUUGUGGCCCUCUUGUCUUCUCGUAUGUUUUUAGACAAAUGGGCAGAGCAGCUGACACAUUGCAGUCCAAACACAAACAGUGCGAUAUGACCUGUCUCCACCUACUUGAGAAGCCAAAACCGCAUUGUUUCAAUUGUGGUUCUGAAGACCAUCAAAUGAAAGACUGUCCACAGCCACGAAAUGCAGCUCGUAUAAGUGAGAAGAGAAAGGAGUUUAUGGAAGCUUGUGGUGAAGCGAGCAAUCAGAAUUUUCAGCAGCGUUAUCAUGCAGAAGAAGUAGAAGAGAGGUUUGGAAAAUUUAAACCAGGAGUAAUUAGUGGGGAACUUCAAGAUGCACUUGGUGUCACAGAUAAAAGUCUUCCUCCAUUUAUAUAUCGCAUGCGUCAGCUGGGUUAUCCUCCAGGUUGGCUCAAGGAGGCUGAAAUGGAGCACUCAGGACUUGCGCUUUAUGAUGGAAAAGAUGAUGGUGGAACAGAAGAUGAAGGAUCUCAUCAACCAAAACGCAUCACUUAUGAUGUCUCUAAGUUGAUAAACUAUCCAGGCUUUAAUAUAUCCACUCCAAGUGGGAUCCCAGAUGAAUGGCAGAUAUUUGGUUCUAUCCCCAUGCAGCCAUCUCAACAGAAAGAUGUUUUUGCCAACUACCUUUCUAAUUUUCAUGCGCCAAGUCCAAAAUCUAGCAAUAAAAGGGCUGCAUCUCAGUCAAGCUCUCAUCGUUCAAAACGACCAAAAGAAGACAAUUUGGAGGUACCAGCAGCUGACAUGGACCUAGAUUCUGAUCUGGAAGUGUCACAAAGAUCUCAAACUCCUAACAGUUUUCAGUUCCAACCUCCGCUGCCUCCUGGACGUCCAUCAAUGUCAACUCCUCCUCCUUUACCACGAGGAACACCUCCGCUAAAUCUUACACCAACUCAACCUUCAACACCCACCCACUCUCCCCUUCCUAGGACUACUCCACCAUUGAAUCCUUCCAGUGAUGUUCCUCAGCCAAAAAUAGUGGACUCAGUCAUGGAUGAGGAUACUCUGACUUUGGAAGAGCUAGAGGAACAGCAGCGAUUAAUCUGGGCAGCGCUAGAGCAGGCAGAAAGCACAAACAGUGACUCUGAUAUUCCUGUUGAUACACCUUUAACUGGAAAUUCUGUUACAUCAUCACCAUCUAGGAACGAAGUAGAUCUUGUUGCAGAAGUAAGAUCAUCUGAUAAGGUGAUUACAGUGGAAACUAGGUUUUCCGACAUCAGUGAACAGAUACCAGAAAAUGAAUGUUCUGUAACUAGUCCUAAUCCAGGAGAUAGUUUGCUUAACUUAAAGGAAAAUCCUGGUAAUACAGAUUCUGAAGGCUUGCUGGAUAACACCAUGCCUGCUCCCAACCGUGAGGUUAACGAUGGAGAAAAUACAGGUGGUAAUAAAGUGGUCACAAGCAUUGAAUCAUCUGCAAAAAACUCCAGUCUUGUUCCUGAUAUGAGCAAGUUUGCUGCAGGCAUAACACCAUUUGAAUUUGAAAAUAUGGCAGAAUCAACAGGUGUUUAUCUACGAAUAAGAAGCGUGUUAAAAAAUUCCCCAAGAAACCAGCAAAAGAAAAAGACAUCAUCUUAACUAGUCUUCCUUUGUUUCGUUAUGUCCAAAUCCCUGCUUCCUUCUCUCUCCUUCUCCGGUUUUACAAACUCGGAUAGCCUUCCUCAUCCUUUUGUGGGAAGGAGAAAAUCUUGACGAAUACAGCUCUGCCCCGUUCUUCCGUGGGACUGAAGUCAGUGCAGGGCUUCCGUAUUGACCAGGACCACCAAUGCGGCCAGAAAAUGCAGAAGAAUUUUGCCAAAUUGCAUCCUUCUGCUAAGGAAUAACAGGACUGUUGAUUUGUUAAGAACGAUUUACUUGCCAAUACAUGAAACUCGAAAAAGAGGAGUUUGUGGUUUGCUGUUCAUUACUUUGGCUAAGAUUUAUAUUGUCCUUGAGUUUCAGGUGGAUUCGUGAUUUUUUUUAAUAUCUGUCCUUUGUACAAUAAUCUAUACUUUAUGCAUUUUGCUAAUUAUCCUGUAGAUAAGUUUAAUAUAUUCAGAAUGUUUUUAAAAAGGUCUAACAUUAAGAUUUCCCACAUCAAAAUCCUGGCAAUUGGAUGAAAAUAAUCAGGGAUUACCAGCAUUAUCUUCACCAUUUCAAAUAUUUUUAUAAAUUAUUUAUGUGGGUCAGUUUUAAUUACCACUGUAUCUUUUGUAACAUCAUCCUUCAUGUAAACUUGCUGUACAUACAUGUUCAUUGUUGUGUACAGAGGUUUAAUAAAUGAGCUU
Messenger RNA from Aptenodytes forsteri (emperor penguin), 2761 nucleotides. RefSeq names its product zinc finger CCHC-type containing 8 (gene ZCCHC8). Gene Ontology annotation, cellular component: catalytic step 2 spliceosome. The transcript has 8 exons. The record is from RefSeq and is a predicted model, not a curated record. The coding region runs from base 522 to 2072 and encodes 516 amino acids. Gene Ontology annotation, molecular function: RNA binding; zinc ion binding. Lineage: Eukaryota; Metazoa; Chordata; Aves; Sphenisciformes; Spheniscidae.